Molecule: messenger RNA, 1227 nt
Organism: Humulus lupulus (European hop)
Lineage: Eukaryota; Viridiplantae; Streptophyta; Magnoliopsida; Rosales; Cannabaceae
Exons: 2
Coding region: 1-1227 (408 amino acids)
Source: RefSeq, a predicted model, not a curated record
AUGUCGAUGGUUCUAUCUCUAAGUACAAAGCGAGACUUGUGGACAAAGGCUUCCACCAACAAACAGGACAUUUACAUGAUUCAACCACCAGGGUUCAUAAAUUCAUCCUCUCCAACCAAGGUGUGCAAACUUCACAAAGCUUUAUAUGGAUUAAAGCAAGCACCAAGAGCAUGGUUUGAAAAGCUGUCUAAUGCUCUCACUGGUUUUGGUUUUGUCUCAGCUAAAGUAGACCACUCCUUGUUUAUUCGUGCUACUUUUACUCAUACCACUUAUGUCCUGGUUUAUGUUGAUGACAUUUUGGUGGUUGGCAGCAGUGAUAAACUGGUUACUUCUUUGGUUCAUGAUCUCAGUCAUGCAUUUGCCUUAAAGGAUCUUGGUGUUGUUGACUAUUUCUUGGGUAUCCAGGUCCUUCAGACAUCAGAUGGUAUACUCUUAUCUCAAAGAAAAUAUUUGCAAGAUCUCCUUUGUAAAGCUGAAAUGGAAGGUGUUAAAACUCAAAGUACUCCUAUGAAUAGUGGUCUUCGUCUCUCAUCCUAUGGUAGUGAUCCGGUUCUUGAUCCUACGCUUUAUUGGUGUAUUGUAGGUGGUUUACAGUAUGCUACGAUUACUCAACCUGAUCUUGCUUAUAGUGUUAACAAGGUCUGCCAGUUUAUGCAUUCUCCCCUGCAAUCUCAUUGGGUUGCUAUCAAAAGAAUUUUAAGGUACUUGGCUGGUACCUUAGAUUUUGGCUUACACUUGCGUCCAACUGCAACUCUGUCCUUAGAAGCUUUCUAUGAUGCUGAUUGGGCAUCUGAUCCUGAUGAUAGGCGUUCCACUACUACGUUCUGUGUCUAUCUUGGUGACAACCUUAUUGCUUGGCAAUCCAAGAAGCAGAGUACCAUAUCUCGUUCCUCCACAGAAGCAGAAUUUCAUAGCCUUGCUACUGUUGUGUCUGAAAUUUCUUGGAUUCAGUCACUCCUUACGGAGUUACAUGUUUUUGUGGUUGGUCUUCCUUCUAUUUGGUGUGACAAUCUCAGUUUUGUCAUGUUGGCUGCUAAUCCAGUUCUUCAUGUAUGGGACAAAGUGCUUCAAAGACAGAUUCAAGUGCAUCAUGUACCAGCUGACCAUCAAAUUGCUGACUGUUUAACAAAGCCUAUCUCCAGCUCCCAUUUUUCCUUGCUUAGAGACAAACUAAGUGUUGUCUCAGCCUCCACACUUAGUUUGAGGGGGGCUGUCAGAGAUAAUUAG